Molecule: messenger RNA, 748 nt
Organism: Dentiscutata erythropus
Lineage: Eukaryota; Fungi; Glomeromycota; Glomeromycetes; Diversisporales; Gigasporaceae
Source: the annotation of a GenBank genome assembly
AUGUAUACGAUAACUACACCAAUUUCUACUUCAACCAAGACAUUAAAAGAAGAAGAUGCAAGCAUCUUGGAAGAGCUGAGUCGAAAAUAUAGCACAGAACAACUUAUUGAGUAUUUGAAGGGACGAAAACAAGUCAAAGAAACAAAUGAAAUAAUCAUUAAACAGAAAUUACUUAAGACGCGUAACUUAGAGUUUUCAAAUUUGAUCGAAAAAAUUCGAAAUUGGCAAGUUCCUUAUGCAAUAUACUUCGUGAUCUUCCCCCCAGAGGAUUGGUCAUAUGAUCACUACGCUGGUUGGAUAGAUAAAAAUAUGAACAAGGCAACGAUAAACGGUAUAUUUUACAGAACGUUAGAAACCAUGAAAAAUGAUCAAAAUAUUUCGCAGGGAAUUCAUAAUGUUAUUCAAGGACUUUUGAAAAGUAAAAAAUCUGAUGUAAAAAAAUCGGUUGAAGGAAAACGAAAAAAUAUAGAUUAUACGGAUUCCAGAGCCAUUAAGAAAGUGAAGAAAGAAUUUGAAAAAUCGGAUACUAUUCUUAAGGAACUUAAAGAUACAAAUGCCAGAGUCACGAAGAAUGUAACCGCUUCAACUGAAAAAUCGAAUACUAAUCUUAAAGUACUCGAAGAAACUCUUCUAAAAUUUUUUAAGUCACGAUCAAAUUUCUCAUUAUCAUCUGCAUCUGAGGCAGUGUUGCAAGCCGUUGCUGAAUUAUUAUUGCAAGAAAAUCAAAUUCCGGAAUUGCCGGAAUUGU